This is a messenger RNA of Phalacrocorax carbo (great cormorant), 2834 nucleotides long. NCBI's taxonomy places the organism in Eukaryota, Metazoa, Chordata, Aves, Suliformes, Phalacrocoracidae. The record is from RefSeq and is a predicted model, not a curated record.
CCGGUGCUCGGGUCACCGCGGUAUGUGCUGCUCGGCCGAGGGCGCCGGCCCUGCCUGCAGACCCUCAGGGAUGCGCAGCAGGUGUUUAUUUCUUCUAACUUGCUAACAGUAGGCGAGGCGGGCAUCUGGGAAAGAAAUGAGCUGCUGCUCAAACGCUGAAGGUUGAGAUUAGAAACCCAGGGUUUCGGUUCUACGGUUGACAGCGGAUGAGCUGAGUAAACCCGAAGAUCUCGCUCUGCAGGACAGAAGCUGCUCUCUUGCCGGUGUGAGGGGGGGUGUUAAGUGAGGAUACGGACACGUGAGGCUGAGGGAAAUCCGGAGAAGGGGGUGCUGGUUUGCCGGUAAUCCAGGGGCUGCUGCCAGGUGAAGCAGGUGGUCCCAAGGCUGCAGGCUCACGCAGCUGUCGGCUGCUUGCAUCGGUUCAGGAUGCGCACAGAAAUGGGAGGGAGAUAAAAAAAACACGUGACUGUACAUAUAGGUCUUAAUGUAUUUUUCCUUCAAGCAGCUCUGCAAAAGAUGGAUUUCUGUACAAAAUCAGACGUAGAUAAUACAGUUUUGGCAUGUUUGAGACAUACAGCUGAAAACUGACAUUUUCAGUUCCUGCAAAUGGAACAACAAUCUUCAGUUAAAACACUCUUUUUUUUUUAAAAAAAAAAAAAGCCUUGGCUGAACAUUCCUCUGAAGUUUUGCACUGCCUCAUGCUAAAAUAGAAAAAAUAGUUCAGAUUAUUAUUACUCCUUUCGGCAGUACUCAUUAAAGUCUUGUGAUAAAACACUUUUAUCACACAGAAGGGAGGCUUCUAGAAGGGAGGGAAUUUGAAUAAAAGUGAUGUAGAAAUAAAACUGCAAAAGCAUUCCAGGAGAGCUUAGGAGGCAGAGUAUCAGCGUGUGCUGGUUACCUUGAUGUAAGGUCCAUUUGAAUCUAAACCAAACCUGUAGAUUCAGGGUCUCUUCACAAAGAUUUGGGAAAUGAGAUUAUUAAAGUCAAAAUACAUGUUCGGAGUUGAAAGCAAGUUUCCCUUAGCUUUUGACUUGCAAGAACUCUGCAAACAGACAUUGGAAAAACUUUGGCUUUCAGUUUGACUUUGGCAUGUUGUUGUUUGGCUCUUGCACACUAGUUAUCUGUUCACAUUUACAGUAAAUAAUGACUAGAAACAUAACCUGCAACCGGACUGCUGAAGCAACUUCUGGAAGGGUUUGUUUCCUUCUCUUUCCCCCACCCCCUUAAGACUUUUUGUCUUAUGGGAUUUGUCUGCAAUCUACUAGCUGAAGCUCUGAGGCAAGUUUGCCAGAUCUGGGGCUGCAUCAUCGUUCUGCACAUCUGGAAGUGGUUUAUGGGCGCUCAUUCCUCCAGUGCAGCGUCUGGACUCUGUGCUAUUCCUCAGCAGCAGAGAAAGAAAAGAAAACCAGCACAACUCCAAAGUAAACUUUGAAGAGUUUGAAAAGGGAAUUGAAUCUUAAAACUGUUACUGUGCCCUGUAAGGCCCUUGCGUGGGGGACUUCAAAGGAGGAUGAUGGUCGAGGAAGCUUUGGCAAGAGUGCUUACAGCUGUGGGUUAUCUAGGAUCCAAGUAAAUAGCUCUACAGCUCUUCAGGAGAGAGGAGUCUCGAAUACUGUGCUGCUUUGAAGAGAUCACAGUUGCAUCCAACAGGACACAUGGCUCUUUUAAAGAAAAUUAACCAGAUCUUACUGUUACUUCUUGUCUUAACUGUGUGUGCCAUUCUGUAUAAUAAAGUUCACCAAGUGCCAUCGACAUUAAAGAAUGAAACAGUUGAUUUGGAGAGUCCUGAGGAAAUGGAAGAAGAAAUCCCAGUUGUCAUCUGUGCUGCUGCGGGCAGAAUGGGUGCAACUAUAGCAGCAAUCAGUAGCAUCUACAGCAACACAGAGGCUAAUGUUUUGUUCUACAUAGUUGGGCUGAAGACUACCAUCCCACAUAUUCGAAAAUGGAUUGAAAAUUCAAAAUUGAAAGAAAUAAAAUUUAAGGUUGUGGAAUUCAACCCAAUGGUACUAAAAGGAAAAAUCAGACAAGAUGCAUCGCGUCCUGAGCUACUGCAGCCUCUGAACUUCGUUCGAUUUUAUCUUCCUUUGCUUAUCCAGAAACAUGAGAAAGUAAUAUAUUUGGAUGAUGAUGUCAUUGUUCAAGGUGACAUCCAGGAACUCUACGAUACUAAGUUAGCUCCUGGACAUGCUGCAGCUUUUUCAGAUGAUUGUGAUCUGCCUUCUACACAUGAAAUGGUUAGAAGUGUAGGGAUGCAGAACACGUACAUGGGAUUCCUGGACUACAGAAAGCAAGCGAUUAGAGAUCUUGGCAUCAGCCCCAGCACCUGCUCCUUUAACCCUGGAGUAAUUGUUGCUAACAUGACUGAAUGGAAACAUCAACGGAUUACAAAGCAGUUGGAAAAGUGGAUGCAAAGAAAUGUAGAGGAAAACCUCUACAGCAGCACCCUUGGGGGAGGUGUGGCAACCUCUCCAAUGCUCAUUGUAUUUCAUGGAAAGUAUUCUGCUAUUAAUCCUAUGUGGCACAUAAGGCAUCUUGGUUGGAGUCCUGAUACCCGUUACUCGGAGCAUUUUCUUCAAGAAGCUAAAUUACUUCAUUGGAAUGGGAGAUACAAACCUUGGAACUAUCCCAGCGUUCACACCGAUCUCUGGGAAACCUGGUUUAUUCCUGACCCUUCAGGGAAGUUCAAAUUAACUCGUCCCGAGAGCUGAUACCGAAACCACUUAAAUGCAUUCAUACACUAUGUUUUGCAGUAUGUAAUAGUUUGUGAUGUCACAUGUUGUAUAACUAACAGAUUUUAGAAAACUAAGUAUUUGUUAAAUAUAUGAAUAAAUGAC